Aspergillus melleus is the source of this 1689-nucleotide messenger RNA. Its product is annotated as histidine phosphatase family protein. Gene Ontology annotation, cellular component: cytoplasm. Gene Ontology annotation, molecular function: phosphatase activity. The transcript is spliced from 3 exons. NCBI's taxonomy places the organism in Eukaryota, Fungi, Ascomycota, Eurotiomycetes, Eurotiales, Aspergillaceae. The coding region runs from base 533 to 1318 and encodes 261 amino acids. The record is from RefSeq and is a predicted model, not a curated record.
CGGAAACGAUGAUCGCUCGAUGAUGCCUCGGGCAUCUGCACGUGACACUACCAGCGCCUAACUGGAUCUGGUUAGUCAUGUCAGUGGUAUUUGAUUUAUUCUAUGAAUAUUUGUUCAAGUAGGUUGGGAAUCAUCUAUGAACUGAGAUAGAAGUAUUCCCUUAAUGUACCCAUACAGGCAAAGGCUGGCUUAGUGCGUGUUCUUAAAUUACAUGGGGUGAAUAGGGUCACAUCAAUGAAGCAUCCCCCCUGAGCCCAACGAAUCCCGGUCCCACCGUGCGAUCUUCCCGACGAUCGGACAAACACUAAACAGACAGAUUGAAAUGAUCACAACUCGCUUCGUGAAACCCAAUCCCUUGCGACGAAGACUGUACAGUGCUACCGCCAGAUACCUGCACAAGUCCACAGCAUCGAUGUCGCCAAUAAUCCAUUUUGUGCGCCACGCUCAAGUAUGUUGCUAGCAUCACAAACCCCCGCAGCUCAUCUCCCAAGAAGCACGGUACUUAUCGAGGCCACGAGGCCCUCUGCAGGGCAUGCACAAUCUCUCUCUCGAAUUCAGUCACAUACCGGAUCCAACCAUCACCGAGAAAGGCAUUGAACAAUGCCAGGAACUCCAGAGAGACUUCCCCCGCCACGCGCACGUCGAUCUCGUGGUGUCGUCCCCUUUCCGACGGACUCUCUACACGGCGCUGAAGGGUUUCGAACCUGUGUUUACGGCACAUCCGGACAGAACGAUCCUUUUGCAUCCUGAUUUGCAGGAGAUUUCUGAUUUUCCUUGCGACGUCGGAAGCGAGCGCGGCGCUCUUGAGUCCGAAAUUCGAGACAACAAGGUCCCUGUCGACAUGAGCUUAGUUUCUGACGGUUGGCAACUUAAGCGCGGAAGACAUGCUCCAAACCGCGAAGCCAUCACCCUGCGUGCUCGCGACAUGAGGUCCUGGCUGCGAGACAGACCCGAAAAAGAGAUAGUGGUCGUCACGCAUGGCGGACUGCUGCAUUAUAUGACCGAGGACUGGGAAGACAACUGUAGAUGUACAGGUACUGGCUGGAUGAACACCGAAUAUAGAACGUAUCGGUUUACCGAUGAGGUCUACGACGAUCUAGGUGGCAUAGAUCUUCAGGGACACAAUGCUAGUUUGGUCGAGACUGAAGAGUCUCGUGUGCGUCGCGGAAAGUCUCCGAACCCCCCUACGCGAGAAGAACAACGGACACUUUAUAAACUGGGACUCGAGGGUUGGGUUGCGCAGGGGCUUUGUAUGAAUGUAGCACAGCUGGAGGAGGGGGAGAAGAAUCGUGCGGCCUUAGACGAAGACAAGAUAUAGAAGGAUAGAAAGAAGUCUAUAAUUGAGACAGCCUUUACAGUCCAUCAUUUGAAUACCUCUAGUGCCUAGUUAAAGUUGUCACCCACCGCCUUUUAUCGUAUAUAUGACCCCAGGAAUUUUAUAUUGCUCGUUACUAUACACCAAAGUAGGCAUAAGCGUCAGGCUUGGCCACCACCGAUCAUCGCGAGUGACCAAGCAGUCUCAUUUGUUGUUUCAUUGGAACCUAGAACGACGGCACAAUAUUACACCAGACACUGGGCACUGGUACCAGAGCCCCACGCCGGGAAUAUAUUUGGUCGAGGAUUACUAGUCCUGUCGCACCGGAAUUUUGAAUCGAUCUUGUGCUACGGAACACACAGACGCGGGUCAGC